AUAAAGUAUAAACUAAAAGGAAAGGCAAUAGAAUAGAAAGGAUAAGGGGCUUUGCAUAUAAAAAGAAAGCUUGGGGAGGAGGGAUGGGCACACUGUCCAAACUCACAGCGUAUCUCUUGCGAGACAAAACACCUUUCUCCAUGUGAUUUUCUGCCACCAUCACCGCCACCCAUGUCUACUCCUCGCCCUAGCCUCUUUCUGGUUCUUUUCUUGCUCGCUUCAACUUCCUCCGGCUUCCUCUUCCAGAUCUGCUCUGCAACCCACGAAGAUGAAGAGUUGGCCGUGGUUGUAGAUCCAAACCUGAGGUUUGAGAACCCAAGGCUUCGGCAGGCCUACAUUGCCCUCCAAGCUUGGAAAUCAGCCAUUUUCUCAGACCCAUUAAACUUCACUGCCAACUGGAAUGGCUCAGCCGUCUGCUCCUACAUGGGCGUCUACUGUGCUCCAUCUCGUGCCGAUGCCUCACUCAGAGUGGUCGCAGGCAUUGACCUCAACCACGCUGAUAUUGCCGGCUACCUUCCACCGGAGCUCGGUCUCCUCGCAGAUCUCGCUCUCUUCCACCUCAACUCCAACCGUUUCUGCGGCGUCGUGCCCAAUACUUUCCGCCGCAUGAAGCUCCUCUACGAGCUUGACCUGAGCAACAACCGCUUCGUGGGCAAGUUCCCUAAGGUGGUACUGUCCUUGCCAGCCCUCAAGUUCUUGGAUCUUCGAUUCAACGAGUUCGAAGGCCCCGUGCCUUCCAAGCUCUUCGACAAGGAUCUCGACGCCAUAUUCCUCAACGACAACAGGUUCAGGUUUGGCAUCCCAGAGAACCUUGGCAACUCUCCAGUCUCGGUGCUGGUCUUUGCCAACAACGAUCUUGGGGGUUGCUUACCGGGCAGUAUUGGAAAGAUGGGCAACACUCUCAACGAGAUCAUCCUCCUGAAUGACAAUCUCACUGGGUGUUUGCCUCCGGAGAUCGGGCUUCUGAGGAAUCUCACAGUGUUUGAUGUGAGCUUCAAUCAUCUUCAAGGAUCGCUGCCCUCAACUAUCGGUAAUAUGAAGAGCCUGGAGCAGCUGGAUGUUGCCCACAACAGCUUCACGGGUGUUAUUCCCGCAAGUGUGUGCCAGCUGCCUCGGUUGCAAAACUUCACCUACUCUUUCAACUAUUUCACUGGGGAGGCUCCAGAGUGUGCCGCUAUUUCUGCUGGUGGAAGGGUUGUGGCCAACGGACGCAAGAACUGCAUCCCUGCCAAGAUUGAUCAACGAUCUUCCAGGGAAUGUUCUUCUUCAGAAGCUACUCGCCCUGUAGACUGCAGCAACUUCAAAUGCGGCUCCCCUUCGCCUGCACCAAGGCCAAGAAGAGCACCACCAAGGUCUCCACCUCCACGUAGAGCUCACUCGCCAAGCCCAUUUGUCGCUCCUUCACCCCCACCCCCAACAUCAGAGUCUUCGCCUUCGACCAGAUCACGCUCUCCGCCACCACCACAUCUUUCACUAACACCUCCUCCCAAAGAGUCCUACACCUCACCGCCGCCGCCACCUAGUCAACGGGUAUCACCAAGGACGCAUCUCCCACCGCCACCACCACCGUCGCCCAGUCAAAGGGUAUCACCAAGGACGCAUCUCCCACCACCACCACCAUCAGUUGUGCAUUCACCACCACCGGCUACGCCUCCGUUGAGUGGUUACCAUUCCACACCACCUCCACCAAGCCAUCACCAUUCUGCACCGCCACCAAGUCAUUACCUUUACACACCACCACCUCCAUCGAAUCAUUACCACUUCACACCACCCCCACCUAGUGAAGGAGAUUCACCAAUUACACCACCAGUUCCCUAUGUGCCCCCAGUGCCUAAACAUUCACCUCCUCCAUCUCCCUAUCAACACAUACCACGACCUCCACCUCCUCAGCAGUCAGCUGAAGCCCCACCACCAAGUCAUCACUAUGGUUACCCUUCACCACCACCACCACCACCACCUCAGCAGUCGGCUGAAGCCCCACCACCAAGUCAUCACUAUAGUUACACUUCACCACCACCACCACCUCCUCAGCAGUCGGCUGAAGCCCCACCACCAAGUCAUCAUAAUUAUUCUCCACCAUCGCCACCGCCCCCUCCACCGACAAAUGAACAUUCAACAGCUCCAUUUCCACCUCCACUGGCUGAACCAUUGCAUCAUCCCCCACCUCCUUCGCCACCAUCUGGUUGCAUUACUCCGGGAUCACCACCCCCACCAAGCCAUCAUGAUCAUUCAGUGCCAUCACCAUCACCACCAACCCCAAGCCACCACCGCUCAAAACCAUACCCACCUCCUGAACAACAAAGGCGUCAUCCACCGUCAUCCCACCAUCCUCCGCCGACCAAGUUUUCAAACGCGCCUCCACCACCACCCUCAUUUAAUAACGCGCCCCUUCCGCCUGUUAUAGGAGUAUCAUAUGCAUCUCCUCCUCCUCCUGUAAUUCCCUACUAUUAAUCCAUUGUCGCAUCGCUUUCUAAUUUGAUUCGUUUCAGAGUAUUCUUUCUGCGGCAAAGGCAACAACCCAGAUAGCACAACAAGGAAUGGUUCCAUAUUGUGUGUACUAUUAUUUUUAUUUUCUGAAGCAGUUUUAUUCUCCAAGAGGUUGCUUCCGUCCGUACGUAGCAAUAGUAGUUUCGUUGUGUUUUUCGUCCAUUUUUCUCGUAUCUAUCAAUAUAUAUUUGAUAUGUAGAAGGGGAAUGGAUGGGAAGACUCGGGGCUAUGAGGUUAAUUCGUUAUACAAAUUGCUCGUGUAUAAUAUGGAUUGGUCCUAUCAUUUUCUUGAACUGUGAUCGAUCUCAUUUUCUUAGAUUAUUCCUCUUGUCUCAUUUGCCGAUAAAACUCAGCAACGUGGUGUUUGCUGCUGUUAAUUGGAAGGAAAUGGUAGGCGUGAGGCGUCCAUGUCCCAGAUUUUUCAUAAAAGCUCUCUCGUUAAGCCCCACCGAAGCAAUCCGGUUACUGGCUUUAUGGAUAUGGGACCAUGAAGUUAAUAACAUUUACUGCUGCUCCGAGCAAAUACGAA
Molecule: messenger RNA, 3016 nt
Organism: Corylus avellana
Lineage: Eukaryota; Viridiplantae; Streptophyta; Magnoliopsida; Fagales; Betulaceae
Molecular function (GO): protein binding
Source: RefSeq, a predicted model, not a curated record